AUGUGGUCUCAGGUCGUGAAAGUCAUCGCUGCGUGCGCUCUUGUUGCGCCAGCCAUUGCGCAAACACCAUCCAUGGGUAGCGGCCCUAGCAACACGUCGGAUCCUCUGGCAAUCUAUACUAUUUCGGCCGAGGGUAUCACGGGCAAGUUUAUCCCCUACGGCGCUCGUCUCAUUUCUCUGCUUGUCCCAGAUCGCGACGGCAAUGAGCAAGACGUUGCGCCAGGUUAUGAUACUGGGGAAGAAUAUGUGGAGGAUUCGGCAAACAACCACACCUUCUUCGGAGCCGUGGUCGGCCGGUAUGCCAAUCGUAUCAAGAACGGCACAUUUACCAUCGGAGAGAAUACCUACCACAUUCCUCAAAACGAGAACAACGGCAGCGACACCCUGCAUGGAGGCUUGAUAGGUUACGAUCAGAGGAACUGGACAGUUGUCUCAACCUCUAGCUCAAGCAUUUCAUUCAGCCUGCUUGACACCGGGUUUGAGGGCUUCCCAGGUACUGUCUUGACCGUUGCUACCUACUCGGUAGGAGGCUAUCCUAGUGGUCCACAAGGAGAGGUCCGACCUCGACUUACAUGCACCCUCGUAUCCCAUGCACUUGACGAGCCAACACCCAUCAUGUUGGCAAACCAUAUCUACUGGAAUUUGAAUGCCUUUAAAGAAGAAAACACAUUGAACGAUACAACAUUGUGGAUGCCCUACGCAGACCGCUACAUUGAAGUUGACCCUAUUCUAAUUCCAACUGGUGUCAUCGGCACCGUCGACACUGUGCCGGCCUUGGACUUUACAACUCCCAAGUUACUUGCUGAUUCCAUCAAGGGAGCACAAGGCCUCUGUGGUAACAACUGCACAGGUGUGGACAAUGCUUUCAUCAAUGACAGACCAGCGGGCGCAGGCGACAACUCGAAUGGUUAUCCAGUUCUGUCCCUUUGGUCGAAGACCACUGGUAUUCAGUUGGAUGUCUCGACCAAUCAAAUAGGCAUGCAGAUCUACACCUGCAAUGGCCAGAAGGGCAACAUUGCUGUCAAGAAGAGCCAACAGGACAGAAACAAUGGAACCGCAAACGCAGCCAAGUUUGUCAACAAAUAUGGUUGCAUGGCCAUCGAACCUCAAGUCUGGAUUGAUGGCAUCAACAACCCUGAGUGGGGUGUCACUGACUUGGAGAUCUUUUCGCCCGAGACUGGUCCGUCAGUGAGUUAUAGUACUUAUGAUUUUUCUACAUUUUAA
Molecule: messenger RNA, 1224 nt
Organism: Exophiala bonariae
Lineage: Eukaryota; Fungi; Ascomycota; Eurotiomycetes; Chaetothyriales; Herpotrichiellaceae
Exons: 1
Coding region: 1-1224 (407 amino acids)
Biological process (GO): beta-D-galactose catabolic process via UDP-galactose, Leloir pathway; glucose metabolic process
Molecular function (GO): aldose 1-epimerase activity; carbohydrate binding
Source: RefSeq, a predicted model, not a curated record